GUGUUGUAUGUGCUCGAAAAAAGCCAAGAGAACGAAGGAUCUACGGCCUAAGAGACUGCCGAAAUAACUCAUCUGCACUCACUCUGGGUCUUUAUUUCCACCAUUUGAAGGCGUAUCUUCAGGGACCAAUUGAUUGGCAUAUCCUGGCACGAGAAUGGCAUGCACACUUAGCCAUUAGUCCGCUAAGUAGCUGCCGGAGGGGAACCCGACACGCUUACCGCAUCAGGUUUCAUCUGCAGAAAGGGAUCCAAGGGAUCCAAGGGAUUAGUCCCUCGCCACUUCGUGACUGCGUACAACUGUUGCAGUUUCGAAGCUAGUGUCGUAACCGUGCUGUGCCUUGGCUGGAUAAUAUGUCGGGGAAGCGACGGCCGUCUUUCGUGGACGGCUACCUCGUGCAGCGACUGCGAGAGCACAGCAGGGAGGAGGAGACCUACAGCCACAGCCAGCCCGCAUCCACGCUGGACGGCGAGAGAUAUGGCUCCAGACACGAAGGUCUCUGGGCUAAACCAGGCUCCAUCAUCCCCCAGUCUGAUCUUUUGUUAGCUCCCAAAUCAGAGGGUCCCACUCUCCACUCGCUCACGGCAGCGAGAAAAGGCGGAAGAAUCUCGACACAGUCCAAUGAAUCCACACUCCUUAAGAAACGCUAUCGAUACAACGUCUCAGUCCCGGUGGCUGCGAAAAUCACUGCCGAUACCAGUGCUCCAACACAUAAAAAGAAAGCUUCUCAUUUGCCCCCCAGUUCACCAUCUGCCAGUGGGAGAGGCUAUAGAAAAAUCAGGAGAGGAUACUCAACAAUGAAAAAUUCUCCUCCCUUUCUCAACGGCCUCUCGUGUGGCUCUGGAAAGAGGUCCUCAAGUUUGGGCGGAGUCAGUCGAACCACACCCGUGGGCGUGUCACGUCGAAAUCAUGAUUUCCCCCUCCCUCUCGUGGGUCAAAGGUCAGAUGAGUUACAGAGGGGAAAGUCACACGAGCAAGAUUACUUGAAACGACCGAGUCAUUGUAAUGUUUCUCAAUUGAGAAUUGGAGAAAAGGGUGACGUGAAAUUGCCGCCAAGUCGACUGAAGAAGUCGUAUUCUGCUGGAGCUGGAGUGGGCGGGGCUAGCGGGUGGGGGUGUGACGGUGUGAGGGGGUGGAGGAGUGCAUGUGAGGACACACGGGAAGACUUGGUGGCUACUUUGGCAGAGGAUUCUCUCAGUAUUGAAGAUGCCACGGAUGAGAGUGUAGCAGAGACAGAGGGAGAGGCCGUGGCAGGUCUGGGGGAAGAGGGAGUUGGCUUUUCCGUCGAAGACCUCACUGAUCUUGAAGAAGAUGGUGACACCACCACUGGUACAGCGAGUCCUUCAGCUGUGGACUAUCUACCACCUUACCCUCUGCCUUGUGACUCAGAUUUGGCCACAUAUUCACUGAUAAAGAAAGCCAGUCAGCAACUUGAGCUGCUCUCAAUUGCCAGUGACUCUGGAGGCAGCUCAUCCAGUGACACAUCUCAUAGUCCUGAUUUGCCUCGGUCCAGACGACACCGGAAAACCAAACGUACCAGUAGUGGACCAAACCGAACCACGCCUGCUCAAGGACUGGCAAAAACAGACCACACUGAACAACAAAAGUUCGACCAGAGACAUAAUGAGAGACCAGAUCUCGCUGGGCCUUCAACCAUUACCGAAAUAGAGGCCAUGGCUCUCAGAGAAAAGAUAGCUCCUCCUCUUCCUUCUCCUCCCCUCACUCCUAGUCUUUUCCCAUCCCUGGGGCCUACCAUACAUUUCCCCAUGCCCAAUGAACCAUACACUCCCCUGCCACCUGACCUCAUCAGUCAACUAAAGUGGAAGAUGUCGACCAUUACGCCAAACAUCAUCAAAAACUGCAUUGCCAGAGUGGGAUUUACACCAUGCACCAAGGACAGAGGCUGGCUGGGUUACUGGGGCAAACACAUGCGGUCUGGGGCCUUCAGAGCAGUCCAGGGACACCAGAAAGUCAACCACUUUCCCGGCAGUUUCGAGAUUGGCAGAAAAGACAGACUAUGGCGUAACCUCUCGAGAUUACAAAGCAGAGUGGGAAGAAAAAAUCUUGAUUUUGUUCCGUUGACGUUUGUCCUCCCUCACGACCUGCGGUUGCUGAAGAGAGAGUGGGAGACGAAGGAGUCCAGCAGUAGACAGAAAUGGAUCCUCAAACCACCUGCAGCUGCACGUGGAAUUGGGGUCAGAGUUAUCCACAGGUGGAGCCAAAUACCCAAAAAGAGACCUGUCAUUGUCCAGAAGUACCUAGCUGACCCACUGUUAAUCGGAGGAAACAAGAUCGAUCUGAGAGUCUAUGUCUACGUGUCGUCCUACGACCCACUAAUGAUAUAUGUGUUCCCCGAUGGUCUUACUCGAUUCGCCACCUGCAAGUACUCUUCAUCAACGCGUUCGUUGUCAAAUCGAUUCAUUCACCUGACUAACUAUAGUGUAAACAAGAAGAACUCACAAUUUUCUCAAAACUCUGACGAAACCGCAUGCCAGGGCCACAAAUGGGGCCUGCUAGCUCUGUGGAAGUAUGUGAGCUGCGAACUUGGUACUGACACUAAUGCUGUGUGGAGGUCGAUAGUAGAACUGGUCAUCAAGACUAUCAUUUGUUCAGAGCCACACUGUUCAACUCUGGUGAAAACCUACGUACAAAACAGCUAUAGUUGUCACGAGCUGUUUGGAUUCGACGUGAUAUUGGAUCGAAAACUGAAGCCUUGGCUUGUCGAAGUCAACAUAUCUCCGAGCCUCCAUUCGAACUCAAAGCUAGACGUCAACAUCAAGGGUCAAUUAGUCAGGGACUUACUCAACAUUGCAGGGUUCAAACUACCCGCCACAGCAGAAAGGACAGCACAGUGUGGAUUGACUGUGGAAGAUAAACAGAAGCACUCACAUUUUCUCCAAAGAAAUCUCCCAGAGCAUGAGAGGAGGAAGAUUCUCGAUAGGCUGACUCCUGGGGAUAUUGCUGUUAUAAUGAAGGCAGAAGACGAGUUCGCAAGACGAGGAAUGUUUGAAAGGGUGUACCCAACUCACGAGUCUGGAAAAUAUAGGAAAUAUUUUGAGUCUGAAGUAAGUUUCUGAAUGUAAAACUUCAACAUGGCUUGUUAAUUAAUUUGUCACUUCAGAAAUACAACAACAUUCUCCUAGAACAAUGGGUGAUGAAAUAUCAACACUCCAGAGAUAGAGGUAUCGAGUUGCUACGAAAACUAUCAUGACCAUCACGAUGCAGUCUGAAGAAAUAUUAUGCGCAUGCGCAAUAUGCGUAGGAUAUAAAACGCGGAGCGCGGCGUAGAGAACGCUUUUGGGAUCGGAUUAUGGAAGAAGGCGGCUUGGAGUGUUACACGUGCGUGCUGUGCAACGAAUUUCUGGUGGAAACUCCGCGACAGGCGCCCUGCGGGGAGCGUCUCUGCAGUCCAUGCUGGAGGGAGCAUCGAAACAGCGGCGAGAGCUUGAAGUGCCCGAAAUGUGGAGAAAAGAUUGUACUUCAAGAGUGUUUUCCCGACAAGGCCUUGCAACAGGAGCUGACGAAGUUGGUCCUCAGGUGCGGCAAUAAAGACUGCUCAUGGAAGGGACUGCUCAACUCAUACAAAGUACGUCAUAGCUAGUAAUCAUGCCGCUCUAUUAGUCUAUUAUGAAGAAGGGUAUACCCCUGAUACCUACAGCUCUUAACAUAGGGUACUUCCCAGGGGUAAGCCCUCGCUGUGUUUUUCAAGCGACUGAUCCAUGAACUAAAACAAUGGCAUCACCAGACCGGGUGUCUCUCCCAUUGUUCUUGUUCCAAGGCCCACAGAGCAGUUUGCAGACACGAGCCACUGAAGUGUGUGAACGGGGAGUGUAGACAGGUAGUCAAGAGAGAAGACAUGGAGGAACAUGUGAAGACUUGUGUUUACUCUCAAAUUCCUUGCAAAGGGUGCUCCAAACCAAUCCCCAAAUGUCACAUGGAGGAGCAUAUGGGACAGGUGUGUGAGCAGGUGCUGGUGAGCUGUCCAGAGGGUUGCGGGGAAAUGAUCCUUCGUGGGAGACUCAAAGAACACUAUCACAGUAAGUGCUCACAGUAUGUCAGGCUCUGUUCAUUUGAGGACCUCGGAUGCUCUGCAAAGGGUAACUCCCAGCAAUUAUCAGACCAUAUUACUGGUUCCACGUCAGAGCAUCUGAAUCUACUGAAGACUACUAUAGACAAAAGGGGAAAGGACGUUACGAUGGAAUUAGAAGAAUUACGAGUAAAAAUUAAGGAAAUGGAGCUUCGUAUAACGGAGGGGAAGAGUAGUGAAUCCCUGAAAAGUAUGGUACAGAGUGUGAUGAAGCUAGAGACGGCCAUCCAGCAGCUGCAGGAUGGAUUUGGAGAGAUGGCACUGCUGGUGCAGACGCUCCAGGCCACCAGCUACAGCGGAAUCUUCAUCUGGAAGAUCCCGGAAGUCACUCGCAGGAGGCACGAGGCUCGGGUGGGCCGCACCCUCUCUCUCUACUCCGCCCCCUUCUACACCAGUCGCCACGGCUACAAGAUGUGUCUGAGGCUGUACAUGGCGGGGGACGGGAGCGGGAAAGGCAGCCACCUCUCCUUCUUCCUGACGGUCAUGAGAGGGGAGUUUGACUCCCUCCUGCGCUGGCCCUUCAGACAGACGGUGUCCCUGAUUCUCCUGGACCAGGACCGACAGAGAGACAUUGUCCAGUCCUUCAGACCGGAGCCCUCCUCCGCCUCCUUCCAGAGACCUCGGCUGGAGAUGAACGUGGCAUCCGGCUGCCCGGCAUUUGCUCCUCUCUCUGUCCUAGACAACUCGUCCUACGUCAAGGACGAUACUCUCUUCCUCAAAUGUGCCAUUGACAGAACUGGGUUAGAUGCUUACUAAUAAAAAUAAAAGUGCAAACCCUCGGCGAACUGCGCAUGCGCGAUACUGCUAAUUUCCUAGGGCUCGAUUCGGAGGGAAAAUGGCGAACGUCUCCUCAUAAAACUUCGUCUGUUUUAUGGACAUGAGGUAUCGUAUCGCUCUACCCUCUGUGCUCCAGUGUCAUUGACCAGCAGUCAGAAAAUAUGGCUGUCAUUUGCCGAAAUUACGAGUCAUCGACCCAAGUUUCAGCUGUCCAGCAGAGCGUGGGCUCUAUCUGGUCGCCAGGCGCCAGAUUAUGCUCCGGUUGGAGUCAGAGUGGGGGCUCUAUCGUAUUUCCGAUUAUCUGGACUUCAGAUUUCACUUUGACUGUUUGACUGCCCCUAGGGUCCUACAAAAUGAACUUUGAACUUUGAA
Molecule: messenger RNA, 5233 nt
Organism: Geodia barretti
Lineage: Eukaryota; Metazoa; Porifera; Demospongiae; Tetractinellida; Geodiidae
Source: the annotation of a GenBank genome assembly